CCACUGCACACUCCUCGCCGCCAUCCCCAAACCUCCCGACGAUCCCACCGCCUCGAACGUGCCGCCGUUCCAGCCUAGGGUUCGCGGGCUCUCCGGCUGCCGGAUUCGCCUCCUCGCCGGCGGGUAGAGGCGGCUGAGGGGGAGUGCCGGGGCGCUCCGCAUCGCUCCCUCCCUCCCUCCCGUCGUCGUCGCCGGCGGCGUCGGGUCGGGCCCGGCGGUAUCGUCCCGCGGAAACCCUAGAUUUCGCCGCCGCACGCGUGGAGCAAUCGUGCGGCUCCUGGUGUCCCUCUAUGGCUAUGUAAGGAGGGGAUUCCACCUCCCCCCUUGUGAGGCUCUCUCGGCAUAACCGCUCUCGCGUUCUAGGGUUUGCGCCGCCUCGACUGCAAUGGGUGGUCGCACGGUGCUCUCCGACGAGGAAGAUGAAAUCGAGGAGGAAGAGGAGGAGGAGAAUCCGCGGCCUUCGCGGAGAGGAAGGGACAAUAUGGAUCGGGACGAUGAUGAUGACGAGGAGGACGAAGAAGACGAGGGUCAGGACGAAUAUGAGAAGGAUGGCUUCAUAGUAGAUGAUGCAGAUGAGGAAGAGGAGGAGGAGGAUGAGAGGGAAAGUGAUGAUGAGAGGCGGAAGAAGAAGAGGAAAAAGAAGAAGAAAAGGGAAUCAGAAGGGUUCAUGCUGGAUGAGGAUGACUAUGAGUUGCUUCAGGAUAAUAACAUCACUGGCAUUCAACGUCCUAAGCCUGGAAACAAAUUUAAGCGCUUGAAGAAGGCCGGAAGGGAAUCUGAAAUGGAUGAGCGCUCUGGCUUUUCAGAUGAUGAUGGGUCAGGAAAAAGGCGUACUGCUGAGGAAAGAGUCCAGUACUCCUUAUUUGGCGACCAUCAAGAUGCGUCUAUUGAGGAGGACAUUGUUGAGGAGGAUCAGCAGGCAGAUGAAGAUGAGGAUGGUGAUCCUGAAGAUGAAAUGGCAGGUUUCAUUGUCGAUGAAGAUGAAAUUGAUGCAAAUGGUCAAGUUGUAAAAAGGAAGAAGGGUAAAGCAAGACCACGCCGACCGGCUGCAGGGGUAUCAUCAUCUGCCUUGCAAGAGGCCCACGAUAUAUUUGGUGAUGUUGAUGAACUAUUAGCACUGAGAAAGCAAGAGCUUGAGAGGGAUGCUGCUAAUUCUGGUGAGUUGAGAGGAAACAGACUUGAAGAUGAGUUUGAGCCAUUUAUUCUGGCUGAGAAGUAUAUGACACCGAAAGAUGAACAAAUAAGAGAGAAUGAUGUACCUGAGAGGAUACAGCUGUCUGAAGAACUAACUGGGUAUCCUCCAACGGACACCACAAUGAUAGAGGAAGAAAGUGUAUGGAUACAUAGCCAACUGACGGGUGAUGGGUUUCUGUCAUUCUUUAACAAUGAGCAUGUGAACAAGGACAUUGACCAGAAGGACAUUGCAAGUGUAUUGACCAUGUUACAUGUCAACAAAUUUGAAAUUCCCUUCAUUGCUAUGUAUAGGAAGGAGAAUUGCCCGAGUCUGUUAAAAGAUCUUGAUGCCAAUGAACAGACCAAUGAAGAACAUAGUGAUGAAGAAGAUCAACGCAAGAUGAUGUGGCACAAGAUGCUUUGGGCUGUUCAGACAUUGGACAAAAAGUGGCUGCUUCUUCAGAAGCGCAAGGUUGCUUUGGAGAUGUACUAUGAUAAAAGAUUUGAUGAUGAGAAUCGAAGAAUAGAUGAUGUCACACGCCAGGCAUUAAACCGUCAGCUUUAUAGCUCCAUUAUUGAAGCACUGAAGGAUGCAAAAUCUGAGAAAGAGGUGGAGGAUGUUGAUGCAAAGUUCAAUCUGCAUUUCCCUCCUGGAGAAGUUGAAGAAGAAGGACAAUUUAAGCGGCCAAAAAGGAAAUCAUUGUACAGUAUUUGUCACAAGGCAGGGUUAUGGCAGGUUGCAAACCAAUUUGGUCGGAGUGCUGAGCAGUUAGGUCACCAUCUCACAUUGACGAAGAUACCCGAAGCAGGAGAACUUGAUAGUGGGAAAGAUUCUCCUGAAGAGGUUGCUGCAAAUUUCACAUGUGCAAUGUUUGAAACACCACAAGAUGUUCUUCGGGGCGCCAGACACAUGGCGGCAGUUGAGAUUGGGUGUGAGCCUAUUGUAAGAAAGCAUAUCCGUAGCAUCUUCAUGAAUAAAGCUGUGGUCUCAACAUGCCCGACUGCUGAAGGAAAUUUAAUCAUAGAUCCCUAUCAUCAACUAUCAGGUGUUAAGUGGCUGCGUGACAAACCAUUAAACAAGUUUGUUGAUGCACAAUGGCUGCUUAUUCAGAAAGCAGAAGAAGAAAAGCUCCUCAAGGUUACUAUAAAACUGCCAGAAGAUGCAAAGAAAGAGCUCAUGUCUGAGGCUCGUGAAAAUUACUUAAGUGACUGUGUCAGCAAAUCUGCACAACUGUGGGAUGAGCAACGGAAGAUGAUUCUGGAUGAUGCCUUCUUCAAUUUCCUUCUUCCAUCAAUGGAAAAGGAAGCUCGAUCUCUGUUGACAGCGAAAGCCAAAAAUUGGCUUAAUAUGGAAUACGGGAAGCAAUUGUGGAACAAGGUAUCUGUGGCUCCUUGGAAGAAGAAGGAUGCAGACAAGAAGGAUUCUGAUAUUGAUCUCGAUGAUGAAUCCGAGUUGAGGGUUAUGGCCUGUUGCUGGGGACCUGGGAAGCCAGCAACCACUUUUGUAAUGCUUGACUCAUCUGGAGAAUUGGUUGAUGUUCUAUAUGCGGGUUCUAUCAGUAUUAGAUCUCAAGGUGUUGCUGAGCAGCAGCGGAAGAAGAAUGACCAGCAGCGAGUUUUGAAGUUUAUGACUGACCAUCAGCCUCAUGUUGUAUGUGUAGGAGCAUCAAACUAUAAUUGCAGACAACUCAAGGAUGACAUUUAUGAGGUUAUUUUUAAAAUUGUGGAAGAUCAUCCAAGAGAUGUGAACCCACAAAUGGAGAACUUUAGCAUUGUUUAUGGCGAUGAGUCUGUGCCUCGCUUGUAUGAGAACUCACGGAUAUCUUCAGAUCAACUGCCUGGCCAGUCAGGUAUUGUGAAGCGGGCUGUGGCUCUUGGUCGGUACCUGCAGAAUCCAUUGGCUAUGGCUGCAACACUCUGCGGACCUGGAAAAGAGAUACUUUCAUGGAAACUGCACCCCCUUGAGCAGUUCCUUACUCCUGAUGAGAAAUAUGAAGUUGUUGAGCAAAUUAUGGUUGAUGCAACAAAUCAAAUAGGUUUCGACGUUAAUCUUGCUGCUAGCCAUGAGUGGCAUUUUUCAACUCUACAAUUCGUUGCUGGUUUGGGGCCACGUAAAGCUUCAGCUCUACAGAAAGAAUUGUUACGAGAGGGAUCCAUUUUUAGUCGCAAAGAUCUUGUAAAACCUCUAGGCAGGAAAGUAUUCAUGAAUGCAUCUGGCUUUUUACGUGUUCGCCGUAGUGGUGGAGCUGCCGCGAGUGCUCAAAUCAUUGAUUUACUUGAGGAUACAAGGAUACAUCCUGAGUCAUAUGCAUUAGCAAAAACUUUGGCAAAGGAUGUAUUUGCUGAGGAAGCACCACAUGAAGCAAAUGAAAUGGACGAUGAUGAGCAAGAGAUGGCAAUUGAGCAUGUCAGAGAAAAGCCACGUUAUCUGAAAUCGCUCGACAUUCGUGAGUACAUGAAGAGUAUGCCAGAAGAGUUCCAUAAUAAAGAGCAAACACUGAAAGAUAUAAAAUGGGAACUGUUGUGCGGUUUCCCUGAUUGGAGGACCCCCUAUGCUGAGCCAACUCCAGAUGAGGAAUUCUGGAUGCUUUCUGGGGAAACUGAGGACACCAUAUCAGAUGGAAGGAUUGUUCAAGUUACUGUUCGUAGUAUACAAGAUAACCGAAUCAUUUGCACCUUCGAUUCUGGUCUGAAAGCCAUAGUUAUGGCUGAUAACUAUUCUGAUGAGGGCUUUGAUCUAGAAACUCUGCAGUUACAUGAAGGUGAUGUAUUAACGGGCAAAAUUAAGAAUGUGAAUAAAAACAGGUUCAUGGUUUACUUAACAUGCAAGGCAAGUGAAUUGAGGAGAAGACCAUUGUCCAGAGGUAAUCAUGAUCCGUACAAUCAUGAACAAGACAUGACUUCUCAGAAUGAACAAGAUAAGCUUCGGAAACAGAAAGAACUGGCAAAGAAACAUUUCAAACCCCGGAUGAUUGUCCAUCCUCACUUUCAGAACUUGACAGCUGAAGAAGCUAUGCAGUUCUUAUCUGACAAAGAACCUGGUGAGAAGGUCAUUCGGCCUAGUUCUAGGGGACCAUCAUUUCUGACACUUACUCUGAAAAUUUUUGAUGGUGUCCUUGCACACAAGGAGAUAACUGAAGGUGGAAAGGAUCAUAAAGAUAUUACAAGCUUGCUUCGCCUUGGAAAAACAUUGACAAUUGAUAAUGAAACUUUUGAAGAUCUUGAUGAGGUUAUAGACAGGUACGUGGAUCCAUUGGUAGGCCACCUGAAGAGCAUGCUUUUGUACCGCAAAUUCAAGAAAGGAUCAAAAAGUGAGGUUGAUGAGAUGUUAAGGGCUGAGAAAUCAGAGAAUCCUAUGAGAAUAGUGUAUUGUUUCGGCAUAUCUCAUGAGCAUCCAGGCACAUUUAUUUUAUCUUACAUUAGGAGUACAAAUCCACAUCACGAGUAUAUUGGGUUAUACCCAAAGGGCUUUAGAUUUCGUAAGAGGGACUUUGACAAUAUUGAUCGCCUAGUGUCCUAUUUCCAGAAGCAUAUUGACAAACCACCACCUGAUGCUGGUCCAUCAAUGCGAAAUGUUGCUGCAAUGGUGCCUAUGAAAAGUUCAGGUUGGGGUAAUGGUGGUGGCACUGGUGGUGGAAAUGAUGGAUGGAGAGGAGAUGGUAACAACGACAGGGAUAGACCUUUCUCUGGAAGAUCAGGAGGCAGGUUUGAUUCAAGGAACAGCUCUGGUGGUCGUGGACGUGGGCGCGGGCGUGGUAGAGGUAACUUUGGCAGUGAUGAUGGUGGCGGCGGAGGUUGGAGUGGUGGCGGUGGCGGUGGCGGCAACAGUGGGGGAUGGACUGACAAUAUUGGAAGUGGCGGAGGUGGAUGGGGCACAGGUGGUGGUUCCUCGUGGGCUGGUGGUGGCGACGGAGGUUCUGGAGGUGGUGAUAGUAACCGUGGUGGUGGUGGAGGCUGGGGAACACCCGCUGGUGGUUCUGAUGGCGGCGGCGGUGGCUGGGGAGCAGCACCCGGUGGAUCCAACGAUGCCCCAGGAUGGGGCAGCGGCAAAAAGGCGGUCCCAGCACAGGAUGGUGGUAGCGGGUGGGGAGCUUCCGCCGGCGGCGGCAGCGGUGGCUGGAACUAGUCAAAGAACUGCUAGAUGAAAUAUUUUUUUUUUUGUUUUCUGGACCCUCUUCUAUAUCUGGUAAUUGCGCUCCACGGGAGAAAAAUUGUCACUGUUCGGGGACCCUAGUAAUCUGCUACUGAAUGCCGCUGGUUUUAUACAUUUUGGACGGCCUUAUUUUGAAUGCAUGUACAGCUUAAGCACCACAUUUUGUUUUUUA
Oryza sativa Japonica Group (Japanese rice) is the source of this 5498-nucleotide messenger RNA. RefSeq names its product transcription elongation factor SPT6 homolog. The record is from RefSeq and is a predicted model, not a curated record. Gene Ontology annotation, cellular component: transcription elongation factor complex. Gene Ontology annotation, molecular function: nucleic acid binding; histone binding; nucleosome binding. Gene Ontology annotation, biological process: transcription elongation-coupled chromatin remodeling; nucleosome organization; transcription elongation by RNA polymerase II. Lineage: Eukaryota; Viridiplantae; Streptophyta; Magnoliopsida; Poales; Poaceae.